UUUUCUUCGAUCGGUAACGAAUUGGGUUUGCAAAUAUACCACUCUGUACAGAUUCCGCCAGUUUCUGAUUAGGGUUCCGGUUAACUUUCCACUCUCGAUCGACCGCACUCCGGUUACUCAUUCUCUUCAUUGUUUAUUAGGCAAUGGAUAAAGCAGCCAAUCCUAGCUUAUUUGUUAAUGAUGGAUCUUUCAUGGAGCGGUUCAGACAGCUUCAACAGGAGAAGGAGAAGAAGUCUGAAAUAGUGGAGAAAUCUCGAUCAGGCUCUAGUACUCUUGUGACAUCAAGUCCAAAGACUGUUAUUAGUAAGACAGCCGUAGAGUUUAAGGCUAAUGGCUCUCGGAAGCCAAACCAACCUCCUUCAAGUGGAAAACUUGCCUUCAGCUUGAAGCAAAAAUCAAAACUCGUCACACCCCCUGUUAGGUUUGAGGAAGAUGGAGAUGAGGAUGAUAAGGAUGCUGGAAAUUCCUCAGAUGAUGGGCCAAUGAAGCGGCAGAAGUUGAGCCAGCAUGAUACUUCUGAACUGUCAUCUAGACAAAUUGAUGUUGCACCACCUCCCCCAAGUGAUCCUACAGUAAGGAAAGUUGCAGACAAGCUUGCAAGUUUUGUGGCCAAGAAUGGAAGGCAGUUUGAGCAUGUAACUAGGCAGAAAAAUCCUGGAGAUACUCCCUUCAAGUUUUUGUUCGAUGAAAGUUGUUCGGAUUACAAGUACUAUGAAUAUAGACUCAGUGAAGAGGAAAAGGCAUUGUCCCAAACCAGAGAUUCCCAGACAUUAGAAAGUGGUAGUGCACCUCCCAAUCAAGUGACCAGUUCCCAGAGAUCACAACAUCAACAUUCUAAGUAUCAAAUUCCAGCUUCAGCAUUAUAUGAAACCACAGAGCACAGAGGAGCAUCCCAUUCAUCACCACAAACAAUCGGAAGAUAUGGUGAAUCAAGUGCCCCAUCUGGCUCAGAUCCUAUAGCAAUGAUGGAGUACUACAUGAAGAAGGCUGCACAAGAAGAGAAGCUGAGGCCUCCUAAACACUCAAAGGAUGAGAUGCCCCCACCCGCAGCCUUGCAAGCUUCAAAGAAAGGUCAUCACAUGGGUGACUAUAUUCCUCCAGAAGAGCUUGACAAGUUUCUGGCAGCAUGUAAUGAUGCAGCUACCCAGAAAGUUGCCAAAGAGUAUGCAGAUAGGACAAAAAUUCAGGCUGAUAAUGUAGGUCAUCGGCUCUUAUCCAAAAUGGGUUGGAAGGAAGGUGAGGGCCUGGGUAGCUCAAGAAGUGGGAUUGCAACUCCCGUUGUGGCAGGAGAUGUGAAAAAGGAUAACUUGGGUGUUGGUGCACAUGCUCCUGGGGAAGUUUGCCCUGAUGAUGAUAUUUACGAGCAAUAUAAGAAGCGCAUGAUGCUUGGCUAUCGUCACAGACCGAAUCCUCUGAACAAUCCUCGAAAGGCAUAUUACUGACGACGCGUUCAAAAGUUUAUGCUGCUUGCUCUCGUGUGCUCCUUUCUAUGAUGUUUAUCAAUGCCAAAUACAACUCGGUACCCAAAUGCUUGCAUAUAUUUGGAGUUCGCUCCUCACUAGUUUCAGAGAACAAUUUCCAUUGUCACCCAAUUAAUUCUGUUAAAUUAUAGUUUUGCUUUUGAUACUAUUACUCUAUUGUACUUCUCCAUUUAUUGUUAUGCAAAUAUGAGAUUUUUACAAUAAA
Messenger RNA from Salvia miltiorrhiza (redroot sage), 1686 nucleotides. RefSeq names its product SURP and G-patch domain-containing protein 1-like protein. Gene Ontology annotation, cellular component: nucleoplasm. Lineage: Eukaryota; Viridiplantae; Streptophyta; Magnoliopsida; Lamiales; Lamiaceae. The coding region runs from base 144 to 1442 and encodes 432 amino acids. Gene Ontology annotation, biological process: RNA processing. The transcript is spliced from 9 exons. The record is from RefSeq and is a predicted model, not a curated record. Gene Ontology annotation, molecular function: RNA binding.